UCUGCUUUAGGGAACGUUGAUCCGCGUGUUGGACAUACCGCUCUCCUAGCACCUGAUAAUCGCACUAUAGUUAUCUUAGGAGGAACACAAAGUUACGGGCUUAAUCAGACCACACCAUAUCCAAUUUUUGUAUUACUAGAUAUUAGUUCUGAACCUUGUCAAUAUUCAA
This is a messenger RNA of Racocetra persica, 169 nucleotides long. NCBI's taxonomy places the organism in Eukaryota, Fungi, Glomeromycota, Glomeromycetes, Diversisporales, Gigasporaceae. The record is from the annotation of a GenBank genome assembly.